AUGUGCCCUAAGUGUUGUGACUUGACUUCAUGCAAGUGCCCUAAGUGUUGUGACUUGACUUCAUGCAUGUGCCCUAAGUGUUGUGACUUGACUUCAUGCAUGUGCCCUAAGUGUUGUAACUUGACUUCAUGCAAGUGCCCUAAGUGUUGUGACUUGACUUCAUGCAUGUGCCCUAAGUGUUGUGACUUGACUUCAUGCAUGUGCCCUAAGUGUUGUGACUUGACUUCAUGCAUGUGUCCUAAGUGUUGUGACUUGACUUCAUGCAUGUGCCCUAAGUGUUGUGACUUGACUUCAUGCAUGUGUCCUAAGUGUUGUGACUUGACUUCAUGCAUUGCCCUAAGUGUUUGUUGUGACUUGACUUCAUGCAUGUGCCCUAAGUGUUGUGUCUUGACUUCAUGCAUGAGCCCUAAGUGUUAUCUGAAGCUGCACAGACACUUUGAGAAUGCAAACAUUUUGAAAUAUUAA
Messenger RNA from Dreissena polymorpha, 465 nucleotides. RefSeq names its product keratin-associated protein 4-3-like. Bases 1 to 465 code for a protein of 154 amino acids. The record is from RefSeq and is a predicted model, not a curated record. NCBI's taxonomy places the organism in Eukaryota, Metazoa, Mollusca, Bivalvia, Myida, Dreissenidae. The transcript has 4 exons.